UGAAGGUGGACGCACUUGUGAGGACUGGGAACCGGCGAGCGCACAUUGGCGGGCAUCUCCGGAGAUUUGAGUGUCCUGGGCUUUUUCUUCGUGAGAAUAGGGUUUCGGAGGGCCAUUCUGAUCCCGAGCUACAAUGGGGCGCUCUCGCGGAGAAACCAAUUCCGCAGGCAAAGAUUCGAGGCAGAGAUCAAAGAAGCGAAGAGCUGUGCCAGUCAAAGAAGAUGCUAAAACCUUAGACGCAGGAACUAAAGAAAGGAAGUAUCAUUGCAAUUACUGCAACAAGGACAUUUCCGGGAUGAUUCGCAUAAAGUGCGCGAUAUGUGCUGAUUUUGAUCUAUGUGUGGAAUGCUUUUCUGUGGGUGCUGAAGUCAGUCCACAUAAAAGCGAUCACCCUUACAGGGUUAUGGACAGCAAAUCAUUUCCCCUACUAUGUUCAGAUUGGAAUGCAGAUGAGGAAAUAUUGCUUCUAGAGGGUAUUGAUAUGUAUGGAUUGGGAAGCUGGGAAGAAAUUGCUGAGCAUGUUGCUACCAAGAAUAAGACACAAUGUAUCGAUCACUAUACAACAGCAUACAUGAACUCACCCUGCUUUCCUCUGCCGGACAUGUCUCAUGUCAAUGGGACAGCAAAAACUGAUCUUCUUGCAAUGGACAAUGUGCAAGGGAUUUUGGUGCCACAGAGUGCUAGUCCAAAAGAGGAAUCUUUAUUCUCGUCUUCAGGGAUCAAGAUUGAAAUUCCAAGUAGAGAAGCUCCAGCUGAACAAUACUCAAGCUCAACUGCCGGUGGAGACUGUACAAAUAUAUCUUCCACAGCUGCAAAUACGAGGGCUUCUAAUAUGUUAAAGUUUAAGAAUGAUUCUGGUGGAACUAGAGUGGAAAGUUCGACAUCAGCUGAAGGCACUCAUGGGGAUACAAGUUUUGGCGUAGAAAAGCCUAAAUAUCCUGGAGAUGAUGGGCUUUCUUUGAGUGAGUUGAGUGGCUACAAUCCCAAAAGACAGGAAUUUGAUCCUGAAUAUGAUGAUGACGCAGAAAAGGCACUGGCUGAUAUGAAAUUCAUGCCAAAUGACACUGAAAUUCAUCAUGAACUGAAGCUGCGAAUGCUACAUAUUUAUUGCUCAAGGCUUGAUGAGAGGAAACGAAGAAAGGAUUUCAUAUUGGAAAGAAACUUACUUCAUACUAUUCCAUUGGAGAAGGAACUCCCUGUUGAGGAUAGAGAAGUGUAUGAGCGGUAUAAGGUUUUCAUGCAUUAUCAGUCUCCAGAAGAACAUGAUGCCUUAGUCCAGAGUGUCAUUGAAGAGCGUAAACUUCGAAGAAGAAUUCAAGAGCUUCAGGAAUGUCGUGCUGCGGGAUGUCGUACCAUGGCAGAAGCAAAAGCAUACAUUGAGCAGAAGAAGUUAAGAGAAUUGGAAGCCAGCAUAAAUAAAACAAAGUCAGAUAGCCAAGUUUCUAGUAGUGGUAAAACACUUAGAGCAAAUGAACUCUCAAACAAAGAAGACGGGUUAUCCGAUGGAAGUCCACAAAACAUCAAUGAAGUGAAUGGUGGAUCAGGGUUGGAGCUUGAUAGGAAGGAUCCAUCUUCUGUGGCUACGAUGCAGGUCCCUUCAAAAUCAUUUGAUGCGUGGGAUGUCACUGGACUUCCUGGUGCAGACUUGCUAAGUGAAACUGAGCAAAGGUUAUGCUGUCAGUGCGGGUUACUGCCCUGUCACUAUCUUAAAAUUCAGGAGGUGUUGAUGAGUGAAAUAUACAAGGGUACCAUUGUGAAGAAAUCUGAUGCUUAUAGCUUCUUCAAGGUUGAUCCAAGCAAAAUAAAUAAGAUUUAUGAUAUGCUCUCCAAAUGGUCCAAAAGAUUACUGUACUAUCUAUCUUGUCUGACGGAGCCUCCAACAGGAAAUCUCUUGCCCAUGGAAUCUCUAGAAAGAACACUCAAGUGAAGUCCCAGGUGGCAUUCAAUCAAUUUCUCUGAGGCGUGCAAACUUUUCUGCAUUCCUAAUGAAGCUCUUAUUCAUUCUCCACUUCGUGAAGGUCACAACAUUGGUGAAGUUUUAUUUCUGUAAUAUCAUGGAAACUCUAUUACUUCUAUUUGAAAUGAUUAAAAUUUGAUAUAAGUUGCAUGCACAAAAUAGAACCGAGGGAGUCCUUGGUUUCUUUUGAACUUGGGGUUAGAUUGGAUAAAGAUCAGAUCUACAAACUCUGAACGUUACUGUUGGAUUUGAAUCUUUGUAGCAUCUUAUUAUAGAUAAUGAUGAGUGAUGUGUUCUACUUCAACAGUCAUA
Messenger RNA from Phoenix dactylifera (date palm), 2269 nucleotides. Its product is annotated as transcriptional adapter ADA2-like. Gene Ontology annotation, biological process: chromatin remodeling; regulation of transcription by RNA polymerase II. Lineage: Eukaryota; Viridiplantae; Streptophyta; Magnoliopsida; Arecales; Arecaceae. Gene Ontology annotation, molecular function: transcription coactivator activity; zinc ion binding; chromatin binding. Gene Ontology annotation, cellular component: nucleus. The record is from RefSeq and is a predicted model, not a curated record.